Messenger RNA from Carcharodon carcharias (great white shark), 6296 nucleotides. It is a transcript of the gene atf6b, whose product is annotated as activating transcription factor 6 beta. NCBI's taxonomy places the organism in Eukaryota, Metazoa, Chordata, Chondrichthyes, Lamniformes, Lamnidae. The record is from RefSeq and is a predicted model, not a curated record. Gene Ontology annotation, cellular component: nucleus. Bases 651 to 2945 code for a protein of 764 amino acids. Gene Ontology annotation, biological process: endoplasmic reticulum unfolded protein response; regulation of transcription by RNA polymerase II. Gene Ontology annotation, molecular function: RNA polymerase II cis-regulatory region sequence-specific DNA binding; DNA-binding transcription factor activity, RNA polymerase II-specific. The transcript is spliced from 17 exons.
GGAUGCCGAUUCGCCGGGGCAACUGUCACUCAGUGAGCAAGGCGGGCUUUCGCCGAAUGUGGAUUGGUUGGUGUGCUUGUUACUAAAACUGACAGAGACGGGCUUCCAUGAAAUUGGGUAGAAAUACGGUGGCGCUGCCUGUCACUCAGACUGAGGGAGGCGGAUCUUCGGGCAGUCGGGAAGCCUGGUCCAUGAGCAUGUGACUCAGAGAGCGAGAAAGAGAGGGGGAUCGGGUUUCCGUUAAAUGGGGAAGCGGAUUGGCCGACGUGCCUCCCACUCAGGGUGAUGGAUUCCGGUCUCCGUUGACAGUAAAGUGGAUUGGCCACAAUGCCUGUCACUCGGAUUUAUUGAGGGGGAUUUCCUAGAUAGUAGAAGGGCAUUGGUCGCAGUGAGGAGUUGUUCUGUGUAAUGGCGAAGUCCAUUGGAGGUAGUGCCUGUCACGCAAAGUGAAGGAGGCGGGUUUCCGAGGAAUGGGGUAGCCGAUUGGUGGAGCGCCUGACACUCGGUUUGAGGGGGGUGGUUUUUCCGGAUUGUGGCCUCGGUCGGACUCGGAUUUCGGGCCGUCCAGGAAUGAGCCAGCGCUGGGCUAUUGGUCGAGAAUUAUAGCCUUUGGAAGCUAAUGACGCCUGAUUUUAUAGUCGGGAGCUUUUAUGGUUGAAAGUUUUGACUCCUGUUGUUAUUAUUCACCUUGUGGAAGCGCGGACGCCAUGGCAACAGAUUUGGUGAGCGAGCUGGAGAGUCGCUUCUUUCCCGAGAACCUGCUGAGCAGCGAAGACUGGGAUGCCUGCCUGUAUGACUGUGAAACGAUGGAGGAGUUGGAUGAUUCCACUGAUCUCUUUCGCUGCUUUGAUAAUGUCACUGAGUUUGGCACGGAGUUGGAUUUGGAUUUGAAUAUGGACAUUGGAACAUCAGACUUACCUUGGAAUCAGAUCAAUGGAGGCCUCUAUUCAGACCUGCAAGUGAAAUUGGAACCGCUUUCACCGGCAUCUUCUCGCUGUUCAGAUUCUUCACUUGCCUCCUCUUGUGACAUUCCCCUUUUACCACUGCCUCAUCAGACCCUAAACACGGAGCCAACUCUACCAGUUGUGAAAACCGAGGAUCCUCCGACACCACCAUGCGCGUUUGGGGAUGUUCUCAACCCACCACUGAAUGAUGUCCAGCUCAAUGUGGUCAAAAAGGAAAAUGCGACCUCGCCAGUGAAACAAGGACCAGCAAUUCAAGCUACCACAAAUAUGAAGGCCAGCAGCAUCUUGUGCAGCAAGCCGAGCAUCCAGCCUAAGCCUGUUGCCGUGACGACGCGACCCACUGCCCCGGCCACCAGUCCAGCAAAGACCAUCAUUCUUCAGUCGGUGCAGACCAGCCUGCCCGUGUCUCAGCCACAGAGCCUGCCAUUGAAGCAAACCAUUCCAGUGUCGAGGCAGUCAGUGGUUCUAGCCCAGUCAGACCUGGUGAGAAUUCCUGUCCAGGGACUGAUCAAAGUACCAGCAGUGAAUGGAGUGUCCGUCAACUGCAAGCCAGCCAAUGGCAUCUGUAAUGGGAUCACUGUCAGCAAGUCCACCACCAAACCAAUUGUGCCAGCGCCGACACAGACCGGAGCUAACUCUUCAGAGAUCGACAUCAAACUGCUAAAACGCCAGCAACGAAUGAUAAAGAACCGUGAGUCGGCUUGCCAAUCCCGCAAGAAGAAGAAGGAAUACCUCCAGGGCCUGGAGAGCAAACUGCGUGAGGCACUCAAUGAGAAUGAGAAGCUGAAGCGGGAGAACUCGCUGCUGAAAAAGAAACUAGACAGCAUCAUUUCCGAGAAUACGGAAUUGAAGUUGGGUUCGGGUAACCGUAAAGCAGUGUGUGUGAUGGUCUUUCUCCUCUUUGUCGCGUUUACCUUUGGACCUGCCAGUAUAACGGAGAAGAAACCAGAUCUCUUUCAAAAACAGGAAGACAGUACAUAUGUCAAGAGGCACCUACUGGCUUUCAAGGAGGAGCCAGGCACAGACACCUUGACAGAGGAAACAACGAAGGAUUACACGCAGAAAGACAAAUUCAGCAACAUCACCAUGGCAUACUCCGACGUGAAAGACCUGGUGCUCCGCGACAUUGACCGAAUCCUCUUCCCUUCCUCAGACUGCCGUCAAUUCAACAAGACCGAAUCGCUCAGGCUCGCUGAUGAAUUACGUGGCUGGGUGCACCGACAUCAGAUUGAAAGGACAAAGUCCAAUGAGAAACCAAAGCGUCAAAAGAAAUUUAAACAAGGCAUGAGAACACAGCAGAGGAAAAUCAAUCUGUCCCGUUUUAUUCCAGUUCACUCUGCAGAGGCGACCACAAGGUUGGCCUCGAGUCAGCUGCAGGUUUACCAGAGCCCAGAGCAGAGUUACUACGACUUCAUGGAUGCCAUUGAUAGGAGGGAGGACACCUUCUACGUGGUUUCAUUCCGAAGGGAUCACCUGCUGUUACCAGCCAUCAGUCACAACAAGACCAACAGGCCGAAGAUGUCCCUGGUGAUGCCAGCCAUGGCAGUGAAUGAGAGCCUGUACAACACCACGCGGGGUUAUGAGGUGAUGAUGCAGAUCGACUGCGAGGUGAUGGACACCAGAAUCAUCCAGAUCAAGAGUUCAUCAGUGCCCCCCUCCCUCCGCCAUCCCCAAGACAACAGCACGAGUUCCUACCACCCUCACAGCAACGCCAGCCGGGCGCCCAGCGCAAGGAGGCUGCGACCCCAGCCGCUGCCUGUUUCCACGCCCAGCAACAAAGACCCUCUGUACCUCACGACAGAAGAUGCCCCUAAAUACCCAGCUUGGAGAAAUUCUGGAAACAUGGACCAGUACUUUUUAUUUCUCCUGAGAAAAGCCAAGCAAGCGAUGCUCAUCCAGUUCACCAUGAUAACCUGUUGCAUGCAAGUCUUGUAUUUAUCUUUAAUCCAAUUGCGCCAUGUAACAUGUUUUGUGCUCUGAACUUGUUUAAUUGCAAUGCACCUUCAUGCAGGUGGUCUGCUCGGGCACAGCUUGCUGUAGUAUACACUGAAGAAUCACAGAACAGGUCAACAAGCUGGAACGUUGUUGCUAUCGAAUUUGACUUUUUCCCCGUAACCUGCAUGUGUGUAUAUAAAAUGUACUUUUCCAGUACUGACGCAAGAAAACCUUCGUGCAAUCCUGGUUUGAUUAGCUCGGGGUCCUGUUUCACGCAUGUAAUGGCCUGGUUAUAGUUACCCUUUUUUUAAAAAAGAUCUUAUUGCUUUAAAUUCACCCUGUCCAAUAAUUCUGUGGUGGCAGCAACCGAUUUCUAACCUCCCACAGCACCAGACUGAUAAAUCGGCGGCUGCCCAUCACCCCCAACUUGUUCACAUGUUCUAAAUGAGUAUGUUCCCCGUUUAAUAUGUUUCUGUUUCCACGACCGUGUGUAGGUCAGAAUAGGAAUUUCACUGUUAAGAAAUGUACGUAGGAUAUUGGGUUUCUAUUAUGUUGCCAUUCUGUUAACAUAAUUAUGUGUGCCCACCUGUGUCCCAUGUGAAGCUCAGCACAAUUUGGAUUUUACAGUUUGAUUAUGUUUCCUUUCAUGUGUUCUGAAUCACCAAGUAUUGCUUUUCCCCAUUGCAAAGCACAGGCCCUGCAGAACCCUCUCCAUUUGAGUACAGGUGCAUCAUUGUAGGAGAAAAGUGUACGCGGGAUGGGCCGCUCAGUUGGAUUUGCAGCAGUGUCAGUGUUGCUGAGGUUUUGCAGUGUCGGAAAUUUCCCAGUAAAAAGAGAGUAAGGACAGAGCCAGUCUAAUCACCCAGCCAAUUUCUGACAAGUGGUAAGCCAGGGAUGGGAAGGAUAAUUAGCGUGAUUUCUCCCACCAUCCCCAUGCCCCCGCCCCCACACUCCCAAGCUACUGGGGUGAUGUAUGAAGAUCCACAAACACAUGAUAUGAAUCCUGCCUGAGCCACUACAAUUAUGGAUUCGUCACAGAACAUGGCACCAAUGUGAUGUCAUCCAAAGUUGUUAAUUGGCCUGAGUGUAUAUAAACCUAAAGUUGUGAUUUUUUAAAAAAUAUAUAUAAAUAUAUAUAUUUAUAAUUUAUUAUUUAAUUUUGAUUUUUUUUUUUGUUUGUUUUUCUUGUGCUCAGUCUCACACACUCUCAGAACAGACUAAAUUUCAAUUGGAGCUGGCCCAGGAUUGUGCAAAAUGCUUUUCCUGCCCCAGUUUUAUAAAUGAAAAGUUUCAAAUUCUCAUGGACUCCUGAGGCAUGCUCAGGUAAAGUAACAUGAAAAUGUCAACAUUAGUGUGUUUCUUUGAAGUCGAAUGAAAGUGCUUUCUUAAAUUCUCCAUUGGUAUAAAUGGCUUGGCACUCGGAUGUCUGUUGUUAGUCCCUUGGCUGGACUUGCACUGAUGUCGCUGGGCAGGAGGCAUUGCGUCCAUGCUGUGUUCCAGCUUUGGCAGUGCUUCUGUUGCGUCUGCCGAAAAUUACCCCAGUAAAAAAAACUCAAGUGCCGGCAGUUCAGAGUUAGAAACAGGAAGAUGUCAUUGAUUCCCCCGACCUUGCCACUUCACGGCACUCCAUCCCCGGGCCUUGCCCUGUCAUUCAUAGGGGCUGAUCUGUCUCUCGACUCAAUUUACCUAUCUUUGCUCCAUGUCCCUCACAAGGCAGCAGAAGAGGAAGUGCAGUUGUUGCAUUUAUGUGACUCCUUUCACAGCCUCUGAGCAUUCCAAGAAGCUUUAGGAAGCACUUCUUUCCCCCCCUAAAGUACAGUCACUGUUGUAAUGUAGGACAAACAGCUAAUUUGCACACGGCAGGCUCCAACAAACAGCAGCGCAAUGCUGAGCAGAGAAUCAGCUCCAGUCUUAGUUGAAAUAUUGGUCAGGGGCUUAACUCCCCUGCUGCUCUUCCAACUGAGGCAUGGGACCUUUCUCAUGCACCUGAGCGGGCAUAUGGGGGCCAUGGUGUUGAAAGACAGAUUAGCCCAUUCUGACAGUGCAGCACUCCCUCAUUACUGCACUGGAAGUGUCGACCCAGAUUCUGUGCUCCCAUGUCUAGCAUGGGACUUGAACCCACAAUCUUCUCACCCUGGUAAGAGAGUGAGUGCUACCCACUGAGCCAAGGCUACCACACAAAUCCAUCAGUCAGGGUUUUGACAUUAUAAGCAAUGCAGCUUUUUGGGGGACAGAGUUACAGAUUUUCUGCACUGUUUGUGGAAUAACUGCUUCCUGGGUUUCGCUCCUAGCUUUAGGAGCGGCCUUCAUCUGGAUUAUUAAUUUCUGCAUAUCCACCUUAGUGAAUCCUUUUAUCUUAAACGUGGUGCGCUACUGCCCUUUGCCUAUUUUCUAAAGGUCUUGUGUAGGCAAUGGAGAAGGCCUCCUCUUGACUGUUCUAUUCGGUUAGAUUAAGCUUGAAUGACUAUUUUGUGCAGGAGGCCGCAUUUCAAUUUUUUUUCUCACUUGGGCUGAUGAGCAAAUUUCGACAAGAUAAGGUUUGGCACAACAUUAAAUACGAUCUUGAAAAAAAAAUCAAUGUCAAAGCAAUAAAUUGAUGAUUUAAAAGAGAGUAAACCACGAAAACCUUUUUUGACUUUUCACUUCAGAAGCAGAGCUAGAAAGACAUACUAGGCCCCAAGUCCUUGUCAGCAGGGAAGGGGUGCGGACUGGGACCGAGAUAAGGAGUUGGGUUUCAGGCAGUUAUCUCUGAUGGCGCGCACACACUGCUGGCCUUGGAAUUUACAUGAAAAGUGGGGGUCAGAAGUGGGUUGCCUUUCAGCCUGGGUUUUUCUCCUUUCCUGGACUGCUCUAUGGGUAGGUUUUCGGGAGGGAGGAGGGCAGGGUGUGUGUGUGCCUGUCCGGUUCACACCAAGUCUUAGUGUUUUCGCUCGUGCUCUCACACUCACUCAUUCAGAGAGAGCACAGGCUGUGAAAGCAAACAGAAGCCGCUCACCUUCACACUGCCAUCUUCUCCAAUCAGAGAUUGUUUCUGUCCCAACUCUAUUGCUGAUAGGUCUAGUGAGCCUAAUCCCAAUCCUUGUACCAUCAGCUAUUGGGAACAGUUGUUCUUUGACUGGAGAAGCUGGGAUUGUUGUGCUUAGAGCAGAGAAGCUUAAGGGGAGAUUCGAUAGAUGUUCAAAAUCAUGAAGAAUUCUGAUAGAGUAAAUAAGGAGAGACUGUUGCCAGUGGCCACUGGGUUGAUAACCAGAAGAGACAACUUUAAGAUUCUAUAUUCCCUCAGUUCUGAUGAAGAGUCAUACGGACUCAAAACGUUAACUGUAUUCCUCUCUGCAGAUGCUGUCAGACCUGCUGAGUUUUUCCAGCUAUUUUUAUUUUUGUUUCAACUUUAAGAUA